AUGGCGACAGUCCCGGUGAACCCCAAGCCGUUCUUGAAUGACCUCACCGGGAAGCUGGUGCUCACGAAGCUGAAGUGGGGGAUGGAGUACAAGGGCACGCUGAAGUGCGCCUUCCUUCUGAGUGUUCCUGGCCUCGAGACUUGGAGCUGCAUGUUCCCGGUUCAUGUCUCCGACACAGCUGUUUGGCCGAGAGAGCGGAUGGCAACUGAGAGCAAGGACAAGACUGUAGCCAUUUUCGUGGACUUGGCCAAGAGGCCGAUUGUCACUACCGACCUCAUCCACGGUACCGGAGAGCUGCUCUAUGACAUCUACUCGGCAGCCUACCAGAAGUUCUUGGCCCACCAUGUUGAGAAACAUGGCAAGACGGUGCGGGAUGCGAUUGAGCCGAUGAUCCCGCCGGAUCCUGUUGGGGACCUGUGCCUGAAGGUGGGUGUGGAGAAGCAGGAGAUCUUUAAGCGGGUGGACUCAGCGGCGGAGCUGGCCAGCACGGCCCGGGAGACAGCGCAGGCGCACGGCUCCAAAGUCUAUUCCAUGCUGUCACAAGGUUCGCGUGGCCAGUUUGGCGAAGGGUUCGGCUGGGUGUGCCAGGAUGAGUAG
Molecule: messenger RNA, 597 nt
Organism: Symbiodinium pilosum
Lineage: Eukaryota; Dinophyceae; Suessiales; Symbiodiniaceae
Source: the annotation of a GenBank genome assembly